AUGGCAUUGCUGCGCGUAUCGCUCUUUGUGCUGAGCCUCCAGGCAGUUCAUGGCGCGCUGAAAGCUAACUUCACCAACAAUACGCGAGGGCUGGCUGAUGCGGAUGCUGCCCCAGCACAUGCCGGCUGUUUCGUGAAGAAGGGCAACGCCAUGCUGGCCGUUAAGCUGACCUACGACGGCAACAAGUUUGACAUCCCAGGUGGAUGCACGAACGGGCGGGAGCCUGCAAAGAGGACCGCAGAGAGGGAGACCUGGGAGGAAUCUGGCUAUCCUGUAGAAGUCAACGAGCUCCUCGCCACGGUCCGUGGAGGCUUUCGCAUCUACAGGUGCUCAGUGAAGCAGCAGGACCCGGGCAAGGGACCCGAUCAUGAGGUGUCCAGCGUGCAGUGGAUCAACCCUUGGGAGGUUGACAACUUCAUGCAGCAGCACAUGUGGAGAUACCAAGAUGAGCAGGCGUACCUGUAUGCUCAGUGGCUUCGUGAAGGCGCUGAGAACCAUGAGCAGAACCACGACGGCGGGCAUCGCAGGCUCAUCAUGGUGUGA
This is a messenger RNA of Symbiodinium pilosum, 543 nucleotides long. The record is from the annotation of a GenBank genome assembly. Lineage: Eukaryota; Dinophyceae; Suessiales; Symbiodiniaceae.